AUGUCCACGAAUCUGAAAGAAAUCGAUACAACUAUAAUUCCAUGGAAAUGUAUACAAGAGGAUGGGCUGGAUCUUGAAUAUGCAAAAGUAAUACCUACAUUAAUCGCCAACAGUCUAUACAAUGAACUGGAAGAUACUUUAGAAUAUUUCACUGGAGAUUUAUCGAAAAUUAAAGUAUUCGGUAAAGUUUACCCUUUGCCUAGGCAACAAGUUGCAUACGGCAAUCCAGGCAUAACUUACACUUAUUCGGGUAUCACUGUACCAGCUUUGCCUUGGCCUGCACCUGUAAUCGAGAUAAGGAAUUUGCUCUUCAGAAUCAAAGGAAUACUUUACGACUUCGUACUAGUAAACAAAUAUAAAAAUGGUAAUGAUCAUAUGGGUGAACACCAAGACAACGAACCGGAAUUAGAUCCUAACUACCCUAUAGCCUCCGUAUCAAUAGGUCAAGAGAGACCAUUUGUGAUGAAGCAUAAAGAUGCUAGGAAGCCAGGAUCAAAUAAAAAACAAAUUCCUCCAGGUUAG
Molecule: messenger RNA, 522 nt
Organism: Parnassius apollo (apollo)
Lineage: Eukaryota; Metazoa; Arthropoda; Insecta; Lepidoptera; Papilionidae
Source: the annotation of a GenBank genome assembly